ACACUUACACUAACUAUUCUUAAGUAUUUAAGCUUUGAAUUUAGCCUUACGUCGUCAUACUCAAUUCUAGUCAUUAGAGUCUGAUACUGCUCCAUUGGGAUGCGAUGGUGCGUGUUUCAACCGAUACAGGGGUUCUUCCUCUCCACAAAACAUUGUUCUUGCGCUGUCAAUAUCUUGUACAACAGACGUGAUAGCGAAAUCUAAAUGUCAAACGGGAAGAAUGAAACACUUUUGAUUUAAAUGUCACUUACAAAGACAUCGUACCAUACUGAUAGCUAAUAUUUUGUCACUAGCUACCUACAUCUGUCCUCUGUCAAACACAGUUGCAUUUUCAGCUCUGAACAAAACCGUUCAGGAGUUCUGGUCCAACCGUGACUCCGAACAGCUCCGGUUCGGGCAUAGUUGCUCCACAACGGAACAAGUCCAGACCGAACUCUCCGACCUCAAAUGUUGUGGGUGGGGCAAAGUUAGGCUGGCAUCCAGGCUACUUUGAAUAUAGACAUGAAUAUUAAACUGACGUUUCAUCACAAAAAUGAAAUUAGAAUCAACAGUGUCAUAAAGGUCAUAUUAAGGUUAACAUCACACUUACGGGUUAGUCAACAUAAUCCUAUACAGAUAGAUAGAUAGAUAGAUAGACAGAUAGAUAGAUAGAUAGAUAGAUAGAUAGAUAGAUAGAUACUGUAUUGAUCCCCAAGGGGAAAUUCAAGAACAUUAUUCAAGAACACAGUACAUUAACAAACUAUUAUAGAGGUAUAAAGAAGCCUCUUUAGCUAACAGCACUGAUAUUUUAAUAAUAAUUGCGUUAGAAAUUAUAGGGUCAAGAGGAAUGGUUCAAUAGAUAGAUAGAUAAAUAGAUAGUGUCAUUUAUCAAGAGGGAAAUUAUGUCUCUACAUUUUACCCAUCCUUGGUUAGUGAACACACACAAAGCACACAGCGAGUAUUGUGAACACACAAACCUGGAGCAGGGGGCAGCCACUGCUGUGGCAGCUAGAGGGCACAUGGGGGUUAGAUGCUUUGCUCAAUGGCACCUCUACCAUGGAUGUGGACAUGGGAGAGCAAUAUCAGCCAAUCCCCCGCCUACAUUUUUCCUACCCUUUGUUCUUUCUCUCUAUCUCUCUUUCAAUUUCUCUUUCUUCAAUUUUUCACAUCAACCAUCUCUUAUCUGUUUUGUCACACUCUCUCAAUUUCUCUGUCACCCUUUUUACUCCUUUCUCAGUGCCCUUCUUCUCAUCUCUCCUCAUUCUAUCACUCAUUUAUCAGAUGCCGCUGAGAGCAAACUCUUUAAAGAUUUCCCACCAGAGGUGAUGACAGCUCUGGCAACUGAAAACAUCACAGUGAAUUUUCAUAAGUGGAGCAUCUCCAUGGAGAAUUUCACCAAGAGCGAAGAGCUGAGAAACUUCUACAAAAUCUUAAGCACCAAUACAGAUGGAAACAUAGAGUUCAUUUCAACAAUGGAGGCAUAUGACUAUCCUAUAUAUGGAGUCCAAUGGCACCCUGAGAAAAAUGCGUUCGAGUGGAGUCAGACAUACUACCCUCACACACCAUCUGCAAUCAAAACCACCUUCUACAUGGCAGACUUCUUUGUCAAUGAGGCAAAGAAAAACUUACAUUCCUUUGCCAGUGAAGAGGAGGCGCUGAAGCAUCUGAUCCAGAACCACAAUCCAGACUUCUCUGGUGCCGAUGGCUCUUCUUUCCUACAAAAGUAUUACUUUGAGUAAACCAAAAUAAAUGUAUGUUUGUUGUGGACAUAUCAUAAAUAAAAAAAAUAAAAAAAU
This is a messenger RNA of Alosa alosa (allis shad), 1775 nucleotides long. RefSeq names its product gamma-glutamyl hydrolase-like. The record is from RefSeq and is a predicted model, not a curated record. Gene Ontology annotation, molecular function: gamma-glutamyl-peptidase activity. The transcript is spliced from 4 exons. The coding region runs from base 882 to 1718 and encodes 278 amino acids. Gene Ontology annotation, cellular component: vacuole. Gene Ontology annotation, biological process: tetrahydrofolylpolyglutamate metabolic process. Lineage: Eukaryota; Metazoa; Chordata; Actinopteri; Clupeiformes; Clupeidae.